UUUUACACCGCUUUACAAUAGAGCUGCAACUAAGUUCGCGCAUCAUCAAGUAUACAUUCACACAGUUGCAGAUAUAUUUACAAGUUGUUUCGUUUAUCAAAUUAAACUGUGUAAGUUGCAAGAUUAUUAAAAUGACGGGCGAUUAUAGCAUCUACACCGGAGAUAAAAGAACACUUGGUAUAUUGGACUAUAUUCUGUUUUCACUACUGUUCGUAGCAUCAGCGGCAAUAGGGUUUUACCAUGCCUAUAGAGACAGAAAAAAUACAAAUGUUGACAAUUUUCAUCUAGGAGGAAGGAAAAUGCAUCCUCUGCCAGUAAGUCUGUCUCUAGCUGCGACAUUUAUGUCUGCUUUGACAAUACUAGGGACUCCGGCGGAGGUAUACACAUUUGGGACGAUGUUUUACUGGAUAGUUCUUGGAAUGUUCAUCGCCACUGCAGGAACGGCGCAUGUUUUUCUCCCGGUCUUCUAUCACAUGAACAAAAUAAGCUGUUUCGGAUAUCUUCAGUUACGUUUCGGAAAUAUGACGAGACUACUCGCAAGUUUUCUGUUCUUGUUACAAACAUUGCUCUACAUGGGAUUUGUACUGUAUGCACCCUCCUUAGCCUUUCAGGCUGUAACAGGACUCUCUUUGUGGGGUUCUAUGAUUGGUGUGGCGUCCGUCUGUACACUUUACACCAUGUUAGGUGGAAUGAAGACUGUUCUAUGGACCGACAGUUUGCAGUUUGUAAUUAUGAUAAUUGGUCUUCUGGCACUUCUAAUUGAAGGCUCAAAUGCAACAGGGGGCAUUGCUAAAGCUUGGGAGAUUGCAAAGGAGCAGGGGCGUAUUGAAUUUACAAAUAUCUCUGUAGACCCACGAACUAGGCAUACCGUAUGGUCUGUAGGUAUUGGAGGGGCCAUGUUUUGGACAUACCUUUAUGGGAUCAACCAAGCUCAGGUCCAGCGUGAGUGUUCUCUCCCUACCUUGCGAAGAUCACAGCUUGCUGUUUGGUUAAACUUUCUUGGACUUUUACUGAUAAACACUCUUGUAUGCCUAAUUGGAGUCGUAAUGUAUGCAUUUUACAGCGACUGUGACCCAGUCAAGUUCAAACUGGUAGACAAAACUGAUCAACUUGUUCCACUGAUGGUUCUAGACGUGCUUGGAACCAUUCCGGGAUUAGCCGGUAUAUUUAUGGCGUGUGUGUUUAGCGGAAGUUUAAGCUCUAUAUCUUCUGGACUGAAUGCAAUGUCAGCAGUUAUUCUAGAAGACUAUAUCAAGUGUUUCUGUUUUAAAUCUCUAACAGGUCAUACCAAUCCAAAGACAAUAAAUAAAAAACUUAUGAGUCCAUUAUUCUACAUGUUGUGCCCGUGCCUACCAGAUAAAAUGAGAAAUCCUCUGCGCUUUGGCGUAGACUAUGAAAACUAUGAGAAGACGGACGUUUAUAAUGAGAAGGAAAGGACAAUGAGAUCUACUGGAAAUGGAAACAUGGCUUAUAUAGAAGACAGUCCCUUAUAGAUUUACAGAAUCUAUAACUGUAGCGUCAAUGGACAAAGAUCAAUAGCACAGGCCGAUUCUUUGUUAUCUUGAUGCACAAUCCAUGUGUUUUAGUGCUGUUUUGUUCGCUUUAAGAUAAAUGCAAGUAGAUUUGAACAGCAAAAGAAACUAUCAAGAUGUAUAACUGGGGUAUUUUUAACUUCAAGUGUUAGAUUUUAUAAAUCGAUCAACCGUGAAGUCAGUAGUCCCACAAUAGUUGUUUUGCACGAAAUUUUGGCUAUAUCCUCUGUGCGUCUGUUGCAUUGUAGCAUCCCAAUCGCGCGCUCAUGCUGAUUUUGAAUUAGUCAUGCAUGGAACAACAUUUCUUAACUUUAUGAUGUUUUUCGAGUAAGUCAAUCAUCAAUGUUUCCCAUGACAAUAAAAUCGUUAAUUACACGCGCACGUGAGUUUCGUGCAAAACGGCUAUUGUGGGACUACUGACUUCACUGUUGAUCGAUUUUUUUUAAAUUCAACAGGUGAAGGUUUUCAAGUGUAAUGUGGUAUGAAGAAAACAAGUCAAAUUUAUAAAUUUAACUUUGUUAUUUAAAAAUACCCCAGUUAUACAUCUGGAUAGUUACUUUUGCUGUUCAGUAUAAUUUCUCCGACAAACGUAUUAUCUUUGCAACAUUUUAUAAUAUUUAGUCAAGAGACAUUGUAAUCAGAAAACCAAUAUAGUUUUAGCUCAUAUUUUGAUGUAUUCAAACUUUUGUAACCCCUCCUCACCCCCCCCCCCCCCCCCCCCACCACCACCACCACCACCCCUCUCAUGAUAACAAUAAUUACACUCUUUUAUUUUAUUUUUUCGUUAUUUCAUAGGGUAAUAUAUCUGAUACACUUUAACUGCAUUUUCAAUUGUAUUUCUAGAUAUUUAUGUUAUUUAUCGUUCUCGGUCAUUCUGCAGAGGCAAAUACAAGUAUAUGAAUAUAUUAUCAUAAAUUAGAUAUUAUUAGGCUAUUUAGCAUUAUUCUGUACAAUACGGAGAUAUAUUUGGACGAGUACCCAGCUGAGAAAACCAUAUUGGACGAGCCGCUGAAAACCAUAUUGGAAGAACCGUUAGGCCCUCCAAUAUGUUUUUUUCCAGCUGGGUACGAGUUCAAAUGUAUCUUGUAUUGUUCAGUUCAAAGUUAAAUAAUCUUUUUAUUCUAUAUCUAUUUUAUUUUAGUUUUAAUUAAAAAUGAUUCAUUUCUGUCUUCCUCAUUUCUAGACGCAUAAUCUAACUCUGUGCAUAGAGCACCUACUUCGCCCGAUUUACAUUCGUACAAUUUUCACGCGUUUCGGGCUUUUUCGUAUGUUUAACAUGGGGCAUUUUGAACCGUCCAAAUACGGAAAAAUACAGGGUUUUUUUGUACGCACGUGCGUCCGACAAGGUAAUCUAUUGUACGAUCAGGUGUUGCAAAUGAACGUUCACGAUUGGAUAGAUAUAAUAGAUAUAGAAUAAAUGAACUUAUUUUAUAUUUAUACAGCUAAAAUAAAAGCAAAUUGUAUAAGGAAAAUCACAAUUAGUACUGGUAAGAAUGUUUUCAGUGAAAUUGAUUUGAAUUAGAACAAUAGUAUUUUAAAGUA
Molecule: messenger RNA, 3074 nt
Organism: Mercenaria mercenaria
Lineage: Eukaryota; Metazoa; Mollusca; Bivalvia; Venerida; Veneridae
Product: sodium-coupled monocarboxylate transporter 2-like
Exons: 2
Coding region: 132-1493 (453 amino acids)
Biological process (GO): sodium ion transport; transmembrane transport
Cellular component (GO): membrane
Molecular function (GO): symporter activity
Source: RefSeq, a predicted model, not a curated record